AUGCACGGCCAGGUCAUCUUCUCCGGCAUCCAGCCCACAGGAACUCCUCAUCAGAUGGGCAACUAUCUCGGUCUGUUCCAACCCUUCCUCGAGUUGCAGAGGACCGCACCAACAACAACGCCAAUCUACCUUUCUGUCGUUGGUCUGCACGCCAUUACGCUGCCGCAGGACCCAAAGCAGCUCGUCCAGGAUCGCCGGAACAUGCUUGCCGCGCUGCUAGCCAGUGGAGUCGACCCGGAACGCACAACACUGUAUCUCCAGGAAGACGUGCCCGAGCACGCCGAGCUCGCGUGGUAUCUCAACACCAUCUCCUCCGUUGGCCGUCUGCAGCGUAUGACCACUUGGAAAUCCCGCCUUGCGACGUCCCGCAACGCCGCUUCAGAGGACGAGGUGUCCGAGUCUGACCUUCGUCUCGGCCUGCUGGCGUACCCCGUCCUCCAGGCCGCCGACAUUCUGCUGUACAAGUCGACGCUUGUGCCCGUCGGCGAGGACCAGACGCAGCACCUCGAGCUGUCCCGCGACACGGCCGAGGCCUUCAACUCGCAGUUUGGCGACAUCUUCCCUGUUCCCGACACGCGCAUUGUGCACUCGAAGCGCAUCCUGUCCCUCCGCGACCCGCUGCAGAAGAUGUCCAAGUCUGCCCCGCUGCCGGCGUCGCGUAUCAGCAUCACAGACUCGUCCAAGGACAUUGUGUCCAAGAUCAAGACGGCCGUGACCGACGGCGAGCGUACCAUGAGCUACGACCCGGCCACGCGUCCCGGUGUCGCCAACCUCCUGACGAUCUGGAGCGCCCUGGACGACGCUGGCCGUACGCCACAGGAGCUCGCAGACGAGUUGAACCAGGCCGGUGGCGGUGGAGCUCAGCUCAAGGCGGCGGUGAGCGACGUUGUGGUCGCAAAGCUCGCACCUAUCCGUGAAGAGUAUGCGCGUAUCUCGGCGGACCAAGGGUACAUCCGCGAGGUGGCUGCCAAGGGCCGCGAUCGCGCGCGCGAGGUGGCGGCCAGGACGAUGGACGAGGUCCGCAAGGCCACUGGGCUGGGAGGUAUCUAG
Apiotrichum porosum is the source of this 1050-nucleotide messenger RNA. RefSeq names its product Tryptophan--tRNA ligase, mitochondrial (gene MSW1). The coding region runs from base 1 to 1050 and encodes 349 amino acids. Gene Ontology annotation, molecular function: ATP binding; tryptophan-tRNA ligase activity. Lineage: Eukaryota; Fungi; Basidiomycota; Tremellomycetes; Trichosporonales; Trichosporonaceae. Gene Ontology annotation, cellular component: mitochondrial matrix; mitochondrion. The transcript has 6 exons. Gene Ontology annotation, biological process: mitochondrial tryptophanyl-tRNA aminoacylation. The record is from RefSeq and is a predicted model, not a curated record.